Messenger RNA from Wasmannia auropunctata (little fire ant), 3309 nucleotides. RefSeq names its product trimethylguanosine synthase (gene Tgs1). Gene Ontology annotation, molecular function: RNA cap trimethylguanosine synthase activity. The transcript has 9 exons. Gene Ontology annotation, biological process: 7-methylguanosine RNA capping; 7-methylguanosine cap hypermethylation. The record is from RefSeq and is a predicted model, not a curated record. Gene Ontology annotation, cellular component: nucleus. Lineage: Eukaryota; Metazoa; Arthropoda; Insecta; Hymenoptera; Formicidae. Bases 171 to 3254 code for a protein of 1027 amino acids.
AACUUUGGCAGGCCUACCAGGGGCCGAUCAACUUCCUUGGCGAUGCUGCAUCGUCAAGCAGACUGGCGGAUUGUUUUUGCGCGGCGGCAGUCGUGAAAUUCGGGCGUGAGGCAUGUCGCAUUUGUGACGAUCGACGACAAUUACGUGGUAGAAAAGAUCUCGCCUCCGGGAUGGGCGACAAUUUUUGGGAGCCCCUUGCCGAGAUCUACAUCGCGGAUCGGGAGUCCACCGAUCCCGAUGAUUACAUUUACUGUCUUUGUAGCCGAAUAUUUAUCCGGAAUCCUGAGGUUUAUACUGUCUUAGCUUCAGAAGAUGCCAGCGAAGGGGAAGAUGCCGAUGGGGAUUAUGUGGGAGAGAUGCUGGAUCUUUCCAAGGGAUCUGGAGUAGAGACACAAUCCAUAGAAAAGCACGAUGAAGAACCAGUAAGCUGUUAUUGCAGUGCUUCUCACACAGAUAACAAUUAUUCUACGGACGAACAUGAUUCCGUACGCGAUUCGGCUCAUUGGCCCACUGCACAUUCCUUAACCCAGAAAUUAGGUCUGCACCAGUCAGAUUCUGGUGCAGAUUUAUCUGAAUAUCACGAUCAGCAUGAGGCAAAAAGUAUACAGAAUCUCGUAGCAUCCUAUGGAAAAACUUUCCAAACUAUAGAAACUGAAGUUGAAAACAGUUGCGAAAAUGUUGAUAUGUUAACUGAGUAUAAACAUGUAUCAGGUGACAAGGAACCAGUGGUACAGAAUUUAUCAGACAGUACCGCUAUAUUAAAUACUGAAGGACACAACAAAGAUCUCAUUACACAAUAUGAUUAUAACACUUACGCUUAUCCCUAUUCUGUAGAUUAUGGCAGUAAUAAGAGUGCAAUGGACAUAGCGUGGGACAAGUUUUGGGCUAAACACGGAGAGCAAUUAAUCUGGGCAUCCUGGAUCGGAAAAUAUGCGGAUUACAUCAAUCCUGAUUAUUUUCAAAAUAAUGUGCGCACAACGGAAGACGAAAAGCCACAGGAUGCAGAGAUUAAUGAAGUAGCGAUAGAAAGAUAUUUUGAGCAAAAUACGUGUUUCCCAUCGCAAGCGCACAAGAAUUGCGAACUUGUACGUUCUAACUUUGCAGGAAUUUUCAAUAAGAGUUAUUCGAGUGACAGUGAACUAAAGCCAGCAGCAAUAUCUUCUUCGAAUACUAGCUUCUCAUUCGAGCAAGUAAGCAGACAAGAAAUAAAUGAUAAAGAUGCAGACGAAAAUAGAAAGAAAAUUCUUAAUUUCGAGAUCUCGCCGGAAGACGGCGACGGUUGGAAUCCGUUAAGCCCACUUAGCAUAGAAGAAAAUUAUAAUCACCCUUCUAAUGCAGAAGAUGAAAGGCUAUUAAUGAGAUGCGACUCCGUUAAUGGUUCGAUAACGAAAACGAAUGCAACUUCCGAUUCCAUGACUAACGUUACCAAAAUGACGUUAACUAGUUCGAGUUGUGAUUCCAAUUCUGUUCAUUCGUCUAGUCUCGUCACUUCCGUUACAAGCUCCAUAGAAAGCAGCAUGACUAGUAGUUCCGAUCAAGAAAACGAAUUUUCAGUAGAAGACAACGACAAAUAUUGGCAGCAAUUAUGGAAGGAGAAUUUUGAAACACAAUAUCAAAAACAGUACGAAUUAUUCAUAGAAAAUUAUAAAAAGGAGCACAAUAUAGAUUAUAAUCAAUUGUAUUUUAACACGUUGAAUGAACCAUGUGAUGAUUCGUUGAACGAACCACGUGAUUCCAUUAUACUUCAACAAAACGAGGAAGCAGCGAAGCUACAGUAUCAAGAGGAUAAAAACGAAGAGUUUUUAAAGAUUGACACCUGUGAAGAUCAAAGAGACGAGAGCAUGGAUCUCGUAGAAAUUGAUUUAACUACACCAAGUAAAGUAAAUUCCGGAAAUAGAAACUCACGGAAGAACAACACGAAUUCAAAAUCCAAGCUGAGGACGCAGAGGUUGAUUAUGGAUUCAGUGGGCAUGCUUAUGAAGAACUUAACGAUAAAGAUGGAAGAGGAUAAACCGACUGACGUUGUUAAGGAAGAAGAAAUGCACGAAGAGCAGCAACAGGCUCAAGAUUCGAUGGUUACUGAAACCAAAAUGGAAAUAAUGGCUUCCAGUAGCAAUUUUAACAAUAGUCAUCAACAAAAGUCUUCUGAUGGAGGGGAUGAAUUUCACGAAGAGGUUCAAGAAAUUUACGGACAAAGUCACGAGGCUAAUUGUAACGAUAGUGAAGAUGGUUUAGAAACCGUGAAAAAGGCCUUUUCAUUAAUGGGUUAUGCCAACUUUAUUGAGAAUGAAAGCCAAAGAAAAUUGCAAGGCGAAGUUGUUUAUCGGAAACGCAAUAUCAGACGGCAAAGUUUUCAAUUGAUGGCAGAACAUAAACGGAAAACUAAAUAUAAAAAUACUCUUGAUGCGGAAACGAUCAUCAAAUAUACAAAGACAAACAAGUAUUUGUCGUGCAAUCCAGCAUCGAUUUCGGCGGAAACCGAUGCACAGUCUAAUGACAAAGGUUCCUACGCAAAGGCACAAGCUGCAUUCACGUCAAGUUCCGAUGAUGAAGAUAGUGUAAAGAUGAUGCAAAGAAAGAAGAGAAGGAAGCAAUUUAAGAGGUUAAAUAAAAUCCUUCCGAGGGAGAUAGCCAACGAUUAUAGGCUGUGGAAGUAUUACAUCAAACGAUUUGGCCUUUUCAGCAGAUAUGAAGAUGGUAUCAAGUUGGAUCGAGAGAGUUGGUUUUCUGUGACACCGGAAGAAAUAGCUAAGGAUAUAGCAGAGAGAUGUAGGUGUGACACAAUUAUUGAUGCAUUUUGUGGCGCAGGCAGCAACACUAUUCAGUUUGCAUUUACAUGUGAAAGAGUGAUUGCCAUAGACAUUGAUCCUAAUAAAAUUAAGAUUGCUCGGCAUAAUGCAGGAAUUUAUGGUGUGGACGAUAGGAUAGAAUUUAUUACUGGAGAUUUCAUGCAAUUAGCACCACAGUUGGUUGCCGAUGUCGUGUUUUUGAGUCCGCCGUGGGGCGGACCUGACUACAUAAAGAGAAAAGUAUUUGAUCUCGAAAGUAUUAUGCCUCCCGUUGGUGGAAGAAGGAUAUUUGAAGCAGCAAGAAGAAUCACGCAACAUGUGGCCUAUUAUCUUCCUAGAAAUUCAGACCCUCUGCAGAUGAUCAUGUUAACUGACAGAUAUGACAAAGUGGAAAUUCAACAAAACGUGUUCAAUGGGAAGCUUACGGCUUGUACAGCUUACUACGGUGAAUUGGCCAGGACGUAAUUUAAAUGAAGAAACAGACAUUUUAGUUUACUUUUUUUCAGUUUCUAUUUACCUG